Messenger RNA from Ipomoea triloba (trilobed morning glory), 1023 nucleotides. RefSeq names its product 60S ribosomal protein L7-4. The coding region runs from base 88 to 813 and encodes 241 amino acids. Gene Ontology annotation, biological process: maturation of LSU-rRNA from tricistronic rRNA transcript (SSU-rRNA, 5.8S rRNA, LSU-rRNA). The transcript has 7 exons. Gene Ontology annotation, molecular function: RNA binding; structural constituent of ribosome. The record is from RefSeq and is a predicted model, not a curated record. Lineage: Eukaryota; Viridiplantae; Streptophyta; Magnoliopsida; Solanales; Convolvulaceae. Gene Ontology annotation, cellular component: cytosolic large ribosomal subunit.
UACCCUAGAGUUGAGAAAGUCUGGGGCUGCUUGCUGUACCUCCACGUAGAGAAAACACUCCGGCGGCCUUCAUCUCCGAUAUCCGAGAUGGCUGAAGCAAAAAAUGUCCCCGAGUCGGUCUUGAAGAAGCAGAAGAGGCAAGAGGAGUGGGCUCUGGCCAAGAAGCAAGAAAUUGACGCCAUUAAGAAGAAGAAUGCUGAGAACCGAAAGAUUAUUUUCAACAGAGCUAAGCAGUAUGCCAAGGAAUAUGAGGAGCAGCAAAAGGAGCUGAUUCAGUUGAAGCGUGAGGCGAGGCUGAAAGGAGGCUUCUAUGUUAACCCUGAAGCUAAAUUGUUGUUCAUUAUUCGCAUCCGUGGUAUCAAUGCUAUGCACCCCCAGACAAAGAAGAUAUUGCAGCUUCUCCGUUUGAGACAGAUUUUCAAUGGUGUAUUCCUAAAGGUCAACAAAGCAACAAUCAACAUGUUGCACAGGGUUGAGCCAUAUGUGACCUAUGGGUAUCCUAACUUGAAGAGUGUGAAGGAGUUGAUAUACAAAAGGGGAUAUGGAAAGGUUAACAAGCAAAGGAUUCCCUUGACUGAGAACUCUAUCAUUGAGCAGACUCUUGGCAAGCACAACAUAAUAUGUGUUGAAGAUCUUGUUCACGAGAUCAUCACUGUUGGACCGCAUUUCAAGGAAGCUAACAAUUUCCUUUGGCCAUUCCAACUCAAGGCUCCACUAGGUGGUCUUAAGAAGAAAAGAAACCACUACGUGGAAGGAGGAGAUGCUGGAAACAGGGAAGAUUAUAUCAAUGAACUCAUUAGAAGAAUGAACUAGACAUUGGCGGGUGCCUGACCUUCAGUCUGUCAAGAUUUUGAAAGUUGUUUUGUUGCCCAUUGUCAGUUGGAUGAGUUAUUUGUUUUUAGUUUUGCUUGAACCUUUUGGAGUUUAUUAAAACAGGUGAUUAGCAUGUUGUUGACUAUGCCCUCUACAUUUUACUCAGUAUUCCGGAUUUAUAGCCUCAAUGCAAUUUUACUUUGUUUAUUA